Fundulus heteroclitus (mummichog) is the source of this 5473-nucleotide messenger RNA. It is a transcript of the gene med1, whose product is annotated as mediator complex subunit 1. Gene Ontology annotation, molecular function: nuclear thyroid hormone receptor binding; transcription coregulator activity; nuclear retinoic acid receptor binding. Gene Ontology annotation, cellular component: mediator complex. Bases 23 to 5401 code for a protein of 1792 amino acids. NCBI's taxonomy places the organism in Eukaryota, Metazoa, Chordata, Actinopteri, Cyprinodontiformes, Fundulidae. The transcript is spliced from 16 exons. The record is from RefSeq and is a predicted model, not a curated record. Gene Ontology annotation, biological process: cellular response to thyroid hormone stimulus; regulation of transcription by RNA polymerase II.
GGCGGGCCGCAGAAGGGGAACAAUGGCGGCUGGGCCUGGUGUUGCUCUACAGAGCGGCAGUCCUGCUAGGGAACUUUCCAUUUCGGUCCAGCAGGGCUCAAGUCAGACUUUCGGAGACCGUAUUAAAACAGAGGAUGUAACAGAAGCGGAGAAGCAGAGUCGCAUGGCUGCUCUACUGGAGAGGCUUCAUGCUAAACACAACGCUUCGCGGCCAUGGGAGGGGACCAUCAAUGUUGUGCGUCAGGCAAUGGAGAAACGUGGUGUGAUGAACGAAGCAGGUCAUCAGCUCCUGCUCAACUGUUUGGAGACCCUGCAGAGAGCUUUGAAAGUCUCAUCUCUCCCCUCCAUGACAGAUCGCCUGGAGUCUAUCGCUCGACAAAACAUGUUGGGCUCUCACCUCAGUCCAACAAAAACAGAGUGCUACAUCACGUCGGACAUGUUUUAUGUGGAGGUGCAGCUGGAUACUGCCGGCCAGCUGGUGGACGUCAAGGUUGCUCACCAGGGGGAAAACCCAACGAGUUGUCCUGAACUUAUUCAACAUCUAAGUGAGAAGAACUUUGAAGCCUUUUCUAAACAUCUCAAGGGACUGGUUGAUUUAUACCGGCUUCCUGGUGACAAUAAACUGAAAACGAAGAUGUACAUAGCUCUGCAGUCCCUGGAGCUCGAUCUCACCAAGAUGAUGCACAUGUUUAGGUUAGCAACAAAUGCUAAUUCAGUUGAAACUAUUCUUCAUGGGAGUGUUGGCUGGCUGACUCCCAGGAGUGGUGGAAAUCUGGUGUCCCUACAGUGCUAUGUGUCCCCUUAUGACAUAUUUGAGGUGGAAACGGGCUCCCCGCUCAACUUAACAGACAACAAUGUUCCACGUUCCCUGGGUGUCAGCGUCUCUGUGACAAUCGAAGGAACUUCAGCUGUGUACAAGCUCCCAAUUGCUCCACUCAUCACCGGAUCCCACCCUGUUGAUAACAAAGGCACGCCGUCCUUUUCCACUGUGAGCAACUCCAACAGCGUGGACCUGCCGGCCUGUUUUUUCCUCAAGAUGAACCGCCCCAUGCCUUUCUCACUCUCCUUCAUUCAGAGGCUUGGCAAUGCUACUUCGAUCCCAGUGUUUGAGACGGCACCCAACGUCUCACCUCUGUACCAGCUAAUUGUCCAGAGUCAGCUGCAGCUUCUGGAGGAGGGCGGCUCUGUGCCGGCCACCUUGCAUAACAUGCAAUUUUAUUCUAUCUUACCAGACCAGCAUCACUGUUAUUUCCUAAACGGUGAUGCGCCAGUGCACGAUGGCCACUCGUUACAAGGAGCAAUGGUGUCCAAGAUCCCCUUUCGCCACCCAGCGCAGGUUCCACUCUUGCUGGAUAUCAUUCGCCACCAGGCAGCACACAACACCUUGAUUGGCAGCUGUGUCAAACGAACAUCUGUCAAAGAAGACAGUGCAGGUCUUCUGCAGUUUGAGGUCUGUCCUCUCACCGACUCAAGUUUUAGCGUCUCUUUCCAGCAUCCAGUCAAUGAAUCUUUAGUCUGUGUUGUGAUGGAGGUGAUUGACUCCAGACAGGUGUCCUGCCACCUUUAUAAAGGACCGUCGGAUGCUUUGAUCUGCACUGACGAAUUUAUUACUAAAGUGGUCACAAGAUGCAUGUCCAUUCCUGUUACCAUGCGGGCCAUUCGGAGGAAAGCCGAGACCAUCCAGGCAGACACUCCAGCCCUCUCACUAAUAGCGCAGACCGUGGAGACCAUGGUGAAGAACAAUCCUCCGCCCUCCGGUAGUCCUACCUACAAUAUGGUGGCAGGAGACGGCAUUAACCCAAUGGGACUACCCGGGCUUACCGGUGGCAACACUCCUCCUGGUGGAGGACCGCCCGGGGGACCUAACUUUGCGGGUCCGAUCACAACCAUCUAUGGAAUGUCCCGUGAAAGGCAGGGAGAGUGCCUGACCCCAGGAGUGGUUGCUGGCCAGCAGCAGCUGCAGCAGCAGCAGCAAGGCCAGGGCCAUUCAGACGACUACAGCAAAGUCACGCAGAACCCCAUUCUGACCAGUUUGUUGCAGAUAGCUGGAAAUGUUGGGUCCAGUCCCAGCUCCCAGAAUGCACCACAGCCCCAUCAAACCCCACCACCGACGUCAUCCCCUGCCAGCAACACGAAGAGUCACCCCAUGCUGAUGAACCUGUUGAAAGACAACCCCGCACAAGACUUUGCUGCGCUGUACAGCUCCAGUCCCUUAGAGCGUCAGAACUCUUCGUCUGGCUCUCCGCGAACAGACGGCAUGGGCGGUGCCUGUCCUGGCGGUAACACCAAGGGCAAGAAGAAGCGUCCCCGGGGUCCUGAAAAGGGCGGAGUGCUGCCUGGAGUGGGUGCGGGUGGUGGGGGCGGCGGCCUGGGCAUGAAACCCCAACAAGGAUCCUCCAUGCCGCAGCACCUCCAGCACCAUGUUGCUCACGAGGAUGAUUUUCACCGCAAGCUCCUCUCAAUGGAUGUGGACGCCUCCCAGAAUCCGAUAUUUGACGUGAACCUCCCUGGCGAUACUCUGGACACGCACCACAGCAUAACUCCAACACUUAGCCAGUGUGGGACGCCGCCUCCCGGCUCCGGCAUGGCUUACUCGCAGUCUCACGUCCAGUCCCAGCAGCAGCAGCCGGGUUCUGUGCCGCCUCGUAUCGUCCGUCUGCCCAGCUCUGACAGCAUCGGGCCCGAUAUCACAGAAAUCCUGCAGGACUUACCAGAGCAAACUGGGAAAGGUAGCGUUGGGAGCCACGGGCAGCCCGAAGACGGAGGUCCUCUGGGCACUCCCAUCCGCGACUCCUCCAGCUCGGGUCAGGGUAGCACGGUGUUCGAUUCUGCAGACAUUUUCAAUUCCAACAGCAACGAAAACCCGUUUACUGACGCGGCCGACCUGAUCGCGGAGGCAGCUGCGACUGCUGCCACUCCCAACAGUGACUCCUCCUCCAAUAACUUCUUUCCUGAUCCGUCCGACUUCAACGCAGACCUUUUGAACUCAGGCCACGCCUUCUCCCAAAGCUACUUUGAUGACAGCUCUCCAAGUGCUGAUGGAGACAUGGACUUGGUCAAGGGUUUUGGGGGAGGUAGCCAGCAGAACACUCCCACGGGGACUCCACAGAACCCUCCGCAUGGACAGAGCACUCCAGAGCCUUCGCUGAAGGACCCAUUUGAAAUGGGGAUAGUCUUUGGAGGCAACGGUGGCGGUGGUAAACCGCUUCUGGGCCAAGCGCCCGACUUGAUAGACACACACAGCGGAGGAUCCCAGAGCCCCCUUAUGAUGGGACUCGGCGCCGCUUGUUCGGAUUUUAAAAAUGCAGAACCAAAAGUCAAACAACAGGGACUCAUACGGCCGAAGGACGAGAACGGGGGAAAUGGCGGCAGCAGUUCUGGGAUGGGAAUUGGAGGCAGCUCAGCUGAGGGCAAACAGGUCAAACGGAGCAGGACGCCAUCCAGUGAAGGAAAGUCUAAAGAUAAGCCCCCCAAGCGCAAAAAGCUCGAUCCUGACGGGAAGUCUCCCUCUCACAGCUCAGGAGGGCGCCCCUACACGCCUCCUAGUGGCGGUUCGGGCUCCGGGGGUAGCAUGAGCGGCGGAGGGUCCAAGUCCCCCGGUAGUUCUGGACGCUCGCAAACUCCCCCGGGAGGCGCCACGCCCCCAAUCCCCAAAAUCACCAUCCAGAUCCCAAAAGGCACCAUCACUGGGGGGAAGACGUCCUCCCACGGCGGAUACACCUCCAGCAGCUCGGCGACGAGCAACACAGGCGGCGCGGGCGGGACGAGCAGCAGCAAGAGCCACCAUUCACACUCGUCCUCCUCCGGGAAGAUCAAGUCCAAAGACGGGUCCACGCAAGGCAGCAGCUCUAAGCCGGGGGGUUCGGGAGGCGGAGGUGGACAGUCACAGAUGAAAGGAUCCUCUCAAGGUAUGAGCGUCGGCAAACCAGGAUCGUCCCCGAUCACUAAACACGGUCUGUCUGGGCCCGGGGGUACUGGAGGUGGAAUGGGAAGUGGCAGUAAAAUAAAGCCUCAGGGAGGUAAACCUCCGGGCUCGCUUAUGAAUCCUAACAUAAAGCCUAACAUCUCACCUUCCCAUUCCCGCUCCAGUAGCUCUGGCGAUAAACUCUCCUCUCCAAUGAAAAUGCAGCAGUCCCAAGUUCCGGGAACUCCUCCAUCUUCCAAAGCUAAGUCUCCGAUCGGAUCGGGCAGUGGCAGCUCGGGAGGCUCCAAGUCCUCCUCCGGCGGAGGUUCCCAAAAACCAGGUGGUGGGGCCUCUUCUGGUUCUGCAUCUUCCUCCUCCAGCUCAUCAUCCGGCUUUUCUGGUGGGUCCCAGUCGCAGUACGGCAGCGGUGGAAGUGGAGGGGCAGGAGGUGGUAAUGGAAGCGAAGGAAACAGCGGAGGAAGUGGUGGAGGGGCGGGCCAGAACAGUGCAAAUAACCCCAACGCCAAAGGGAAGUCUCCCAGCAGAAACAAGAAGCCUUCUCUAACAGCGGUCAUAGACAAACUGAAGAGUGUGGGCGGCGGAGGAGUUGGGGAGGACGGUUGCGAGGUAGGGACCCCGGUUGGAGGUCCGGGCUCAGCGUCCACUCCUGGCGGUCCUGGAAAUGUUCCCAGCGGACCUUCAAACGUAGCUUCCUCUAAGCAUUCCUCUUCUUCCCAAAGCGGAGAAUAUAAGCGGGAAAAGUCCGACAAAGAGGGGAAAUCCAAAGUGAUGGUUUCAGGGGUCGGCAGUGGAGACAAAAAAAUGAUGGACCCAAAAAGUAGCGGUUCAGGCGGGACCACUCUGGCCAAAAUUAUCAUCAGCAAACCAGACGGGGGCUCGCCAAGCAUCAAGGCCAAAGUGACGCUUCAGAAAACCGGGGAAGGGUCCGGAGAGUCUAUGCGUCCACAAAUCUCCAGCCUCAAAGCGUCCCCCCUGUUCAGUGGCUCCACCCCGAAGCACGACCGCUCGUCGCCCAGCCACAGCCGCUCGCCGGGAUACACCCCCCUCAACCACGACAGCGAGAGCGAAUCGGGGAGCAGCUCGGUGGCCGAGAAAUCCCACCAGAACAGCCCCAGCUCGGACGACGACCAGACGGUGCGCCCCCUGCCACCCCAGGACUACAUGAGCUCCAUCCCCCUCAGCUCGGGCGAGAAACACAAGAAGCACAAGAAGGAGAAGAAGAAGUUGAAGGACAAGGAGCGAGAGAGGGACAGAGACCGAGAGAGGGACAGGGAGAAGGAGAAGAAGAAGUCCUCCAUGUCCAUGGGGUCUUCUUCCCACUCAGCAAAGGCAGACAGUUGGUCCCGGUCUCCCAUCUCAGCCUCAGACUCGUCGCUCUCCAUGCUCGGCUCAGAUCGUCCGUCACGCUCCAGUCCAAUGUACAUAGGAAACGAAGACGAUGACCUUAUGGACUCCGCCCUCACGGGCGACUUUUAAAUCUGAUUUUACCUAAACCUGAGGGUUUUUUACCGUAUUUUUCAGCCUAUAAAGCACACUUAAAAUCUUUAA